UUGCCAUGAUUAUUUUUCUCCUGGAUGGUUAAUCAGGAAAAUCUGCUCCAGUUAAUAUUUUAAAUGGCUAAUAUUCAUAAAGCAAUGCUUUUAGCAAUUAGUACUCAAGCUAUCCUUGCAGAAAAAGGACCAUGUUCUGGAUUUUUCAAUGGAUGUUGUCCAAAUACACAAUGGAGUUCAGAACACGGGACUUGCAUUAAUUGCUCAAUCGGAUAUUUUUGGAUAAACUGCAGUAGAUCAUGUACAUAUCCUUACUUUGGAGCAAGGUGUCAGAACAAAUGUCUCUGUGCUAAACAAUCAUGCAAUUUUGUUGAAGGCUGUUUGAAUGAAAAAGAAAAACAAAACGACAACUGGUCACAACAUAGCAGAGGAGUGGUCAUUCGCUUCACAAAUUCAUUGCUUCAGACCUUGGUAAUUGUUGCUUCAAUUGCCUUAUUCAUUGUUUUGGUAGCCUACCUUAUUCUAGUGAAUACUGAACAACGUACAACAUCAUCAAACAGACCUACUGAAGUCUAUGUAAUUGAUACCUAAACAUUUUAUGCAUAUGACUUUGACAGAGUCGAAACAGUGCAUGACUAUGUUUGCUACCCCUGUAAUUACUGACCUAUAAUAUUUAUAUUGUACAUUAACCUAACAUGUUAUACAAAUAUUUGCUUUUAACUGAAACUAAUGUGAAAAAUAUUAAUGGAAAUAUGCAAAGAGACAAAUUUUACAAAACGUUUCCUUUCUUUUUUAAUUUUGGAAACAUGCAUACAUACUGAAUUUUAGAAUUGAUGUUUCUUUUCUUAUCAAAAAAUCUUGUUUAUUGCAUAGUGAAAUAAGGUCUGAUAUACGACAUCUUUUCUUGUUAUCAUGUAUACCAGGGUUGAAAUACAUGUAAAAGGUCUACUAUAUUUUACUUGUCUUUUAUCAUAAUUAAUAACAUAUUUCCUGAGUUAUUUUCGUUACAAAAACUUUU
Messenger RNA from Saccostrea cuccullata (small rock oyster), 958 nucleotides. RefSeq lists its product as uncharacterized. Bases 64 to 531 code for a protein of 155 amino acids. The record is from RefSeq and is a predicted model, not a curated record. Lineage: Eukaryota; Metazoa; Mollusca; Bivalvia; Ostreida; Ostreidae. The transcript has 4 exons.